Messenger RNA from Mangifera indica (mango), 1333 nucleotides. Its product is annotated as transcription repressor OFP8-like. Lineage: Eukaryota; Viridiplantae; Streptophyta; Magnoliopsida; Sapindales; Anacardiaceae. The coding region runs from base 211 to 1167 and encodes 318 amino acids. Gene Ontology annotation, biological process: negative regulation of DNA-templated transcription. The transcript has a single exon. The record is from RefSeq and is a predicted model, not a curated record.
UGGACAUUUUCGAAGGCAACACGCACAAAGGAAUUUCCUGUACCUGUCUGUUUCAGGAAUAUGACCGCUUUCAUCACUUGGAUUUGGUCAGUUUUUAAGCGGUGUGGACCCUUGCCAUGGCCGGCCAACCCUCCUCUCUUAUAUUUAUUAAUCAAACUUUGAACCUUUACAACCUUACUGCACUUUCUGGGCGUUGUUGCAGACAAAUCAAUGGCGAAACGCCUCAAGCUAAAACUUUCUCGAGUCAUUCCUGCACUUCAAUUCUGUCGUUCCAAAGGCCCUUCAACUUCUGCGCAAGCUCCAUCUCCCGCACAGUACCGGCUAUCUCCGUUCAACCCCAAAGCCGUCGAUAUCGCUUACCCAAACCUCCCCGCACCACCGCCACCAACACCGGAGCACGCUUUCGUCAAGCGCCACCGGUCACCCAGGGUCGUUUCACUCGGUUGCGGCUGCCUUUCAGGCCCAGGCACCCCGGAUCUAAACGCAUACUCUAAACACUAUGAACCAAAACAUCCUGCAAAUAUAUACUAUGCGUCACGCGACAGCGGCGUGUCUCCGGUUUGGGUGAACGAAAAGUACAAGAAGAAACAAAGAAACAAAGAGAAAAAGGCAAAACCAAGCGUUUCAUCUCGUGAUAGUGGCUUUUUUAGUAGCCAAGAAGAAGAGGAUUAUAAACAAGCCGACACCCUUAUUUUUACUUCAAAAAGCUUUUCCAAUGAGAAUUCCUUUGAAUGGGAUAAUUCUCUGGAGAGCACAACGUAUGAUUUUUACAACAGUGAAAAAACUACCAGACGUACAAAGAAGAAAGUAAAUACAAAUAUGAAGAAGAUUCGAAGACUGCGACGUUACGCUUCAAAGAGUCAUUAUAAAGGAUCGUUGUCGCCGGAGAAGUCAUCGAUUUUGAAGCGGAUGAUACCGUGGCCGGCGGAAGGGAAGGUGAGAGAGAGCGUGGCAGUGGUGAAGAAAUCGCAGGACCCGUAUGAAGAUUUUAAGAGGUCGAUGUUGGAAAUGAUAUGGGAGAAGGAGAUGUUUGAGGUUCAUGAAUUAGAGCAACUUUUGCAGUGUUUUCUGUCUUUGAAUUCGAGGCAGUAUCACGGAACAAUUGUGGAUGCAUUUUCCGAAAUUUGGGAGGUUUUGUUCAGUGAUUGUUCUAUGCAGGGCGAGUGAGUCAGCAAGCUGGUUUAAAGCUUAAUCAAGAAAGUGAAUGAGAUUUUAUUAAUUAAUUAAUUUUAUUUUUUUUCUUGAGGUUGGGUAGGAUUAGAUGAUAUGUGCUUGUUUUUUCAGCAACAUAAAACUGUAAAAUAAAGCUACUGUAUAAUUAUUUUGUGUUGUA